Messenger RNA from Dendrobium catenatum, 1866 nucleotides. RefSeq lists its product as uncharacterized. Gene Ontology annotation, biological process: translation. Lineage: Eukaryota; Viridiplantae; Streptophyta; Magnoliopsida; Asparagales; Orchidaceae. Gene Ontology annotation, molecular function: structural constituent of ribosome; methyltransferase activity. Gene Ontology annotation, cellular component: mitochondrial small ribosomal subunit. The transcript has 12 exons. The record is from RefSeq and is a predicted model, not a curated record. Bases 105 to 1652 code for a protein of 515 amino acids.
CCUUCAGAAUUUCCCACUUACGUUUCCUCAAAAACCCUCUUUAAAACCUAGAAUAUCCCAUUGCGACGAAGACGAAAAGCUUCACAUUGAAGACAGUAGUUCCCAUGGCUUCCUCUAUCGUUCCUGCGGCCGCAACGAAGCUGCUAACGCCAGAAUCCAUCCGCGCAGCAGCAAAGCAAUCCGAAGGAAUUCAUCUCGUCCCGCUCUCACUCCGACGUGCUAUCAAAAAAUUCCUUCGAGAAAAGGAGAAAUCGCAUAUGAAUCGGAAGGUACUGUCUCUCUCCCAGUCCUUUAACCGGAUCAAGGAGACCAACCUCCAGCUCUCCGCCUCUGUCUCACGUGAGCUUGUCGAGGAUCCCUUCAGGCCGAUCGAACACGGCGGUGCUCGGUGGAAGAUACGCUCGGCGUAUGGAGACAUCGGGUUGAAGUAUAAGGAGGAUGAAACCGUUGCCUACGUUGCUUCGCGGAUGCCCGCCGUAUAUUCCGCCUGCCAUCGGGUUCUCAAAGAGGUUCGUCGGAGAUUGCCAGAUUUCUCUCCUGCAAGUGUGUUGGACUUUGGUGCGGGUCCUGGAUCGGCAAUUUGGGCAAUGCGUGAGGUCUGGCCCAAGGCUUUGGAGAGGGUUAAUUUGGUAGAGCCAUCAAAAGAUAUGCAAAGAGCUGCUCAAAGCCUUUUGAGAGAUUUGAAAGGGUUGCCCAUUAUCCAUAGCUAUGAUAACAUUCAAGCAUUGAGCCAUAAUCUUGAUAAAUGCGAGAGAAAGCAUGACCUUGUUAUCUCAUCCUAUGCUCUUGGAGAAAUACCUUCAUUGAGUGACAGGAUUACCGUCAUACGCCAACUUUGGGAUCUAACAAGAGAUGUUCUGGUUCUUUUGGAGCCUGGAACUCCACAUGGUUCAAGAAUUAUACGCCAGAUGCGUUCCUAUAUUCUAUGGAUGGCUAAAAGAACAUGUCGUAAGAGUAAAAAAUCAAAUGAAGUUCCAAGUAACGAAAAAAGUAUUGUUGUUGACGCAGGAGCUUCAAGAAAUAAUGCAUAUGUUGUUGCUCCAUGUUCCCAUGAUGGUCGAUGCCCUUUGGAGAAUUCUGGUAAAUAUUGUCAUUUUGUUCAGCGGAUAGAGAGGACAUCAUCUCAACGCACAUAUAAGCGAUCCAAGGGAGAGCCAUUGCGCGGUUUUGAGGAUGAGAAGUUUUGUUUUGUUGCUUUAAAGCGUGGCAACCGGCCAGAGGAAGCUUGGCCGCUGGAUGGUAUGGAGUUUGAGACGUUAAAGGAAAGACUUGCUAAGAGGAAGCCGGAGGAUCUUAUCAUAGAUUAUGAGGAUCAAAUCGAAUUCAAGACAGACGAAGAUUUCUUGGAUGAUGAAGAGGAAACUAUCCCCUAUGCUUCAGAUGCUUCUGAGAUCACUUUGUUUAACAAGGAUGAUGAAGAUGAUGACGUCGAUAACGAUGAGCAGGGCCGUGCUGAUCUCGGCGGCGGUUGGGGUCGGAUUAUAUACGCGCCAGUACGAAGAGGUAAGCGAAUUGCAUUAGAUGUGUGCAGGUCCACAAAAAGGGAUGCAUCUGAAGGAGCCUUUGAGCGUAUAAUGAUCACAAAGAGAGAGUGUCCUGAUCUGCAUCUCCAAGCUCGCAGGUCUCUUUGGGGUGAUCUUUGGCCCUUCUAAAUCGGCAUCUGUAAUUACGUGUUGUUUAGUUGGUCUGUGUGGUUCUAAAUUUUGAUCUUAGUUUUGUGAGCUUGUAUUUUUAUUUCUCUUUAAUUUUUCUUACAUUUGGCAAAUGAUCGUUCUCCUUGUUUUCUUUGCAUGGAUGUGCAUUCAUUUAAACUUUCUGUGCAGGAUUGAAUUCAGGUAAUAUAAUUUGUGAUAGAAAUUUAGAUGA